This is a messenger RNA of Capsella rubella, 534 nucleotides long. Its product is annotated as thioredoxin H5. The record is from RefSeq and is a predicted model, not a curated record. Bases 80 to 436 code for a protein of 118 amino acids. The transcript is spliced from 2 exons. Lineage: Eukaryota; Viridiplantae; Streptophyta; Magnoliopsida; Brassicales; Brassicaceae.
UCAUUUCAUUCAUUCACCAAACAAAAAGUCUUAUCAAACCAAAGCUUUAGAAGAAGAAGAAGAAGAGAAAAGCAAAACAAUGGCUGGAGAAGGAGAAGUGAUUGCUUGCCACACACUCGAUGUUUGGAACGAGAAGGUCAAAGACGCCAACGAAUCCAAGAAACUGAUUGUGAUAGACUUCACAGCUUCAUGGUGUCCACCUUGCCGUUUCAUUGCCCCAGUCUUUGCAGACAUGGCUAAGAAGUUCACCAAUGUUGUCUUCUUCAAGAUUGAUGUUGAUGAGUUGCAAUCUGUUGCUCAAGAAUUCAAAGUUGAGGCAAUGCCUACUUUUGUUUUCAUGAAAGAAGGCGAAAUCGUUGACCGUGUUGUCGGUGCUGCCAAAGAUGAUAUCCAUGAGAAGCUGAUGAAGCAUGGUGGUCUUAUUGCUUCUGCUUAAAUUGUUUUUUUCAGUUUCCAAAUCUUUGUAUCCUAAUCACUACAACUUCAAAGUCUUUUAUGUUUCGUAUGAAAUAAGAGUGAUGCAUUUCUACUACA